Mercenaria mercenaria is the source of this 2003-nucleotide messenger RNA. Its product is annotated as tubulin alpha-3 chain-like. Gene Ontology annotation, cellular component: cytoplasm; microtubule. The coding region runs from base 142 to 1494 and encodes 450 amino acids. The transcript has 3 exons. Gene Ontology annotation, molecular function: GTP binding; structural constituent of cytoskeleton. NCBI's taxonomy places the organism in Eukaryota, Metazoa, Mollusca, Bivalvia, Venerida, Veneridae. Gene Ontology annotation, biological process: microtubule cytoskeleton organization; mitotic cell cycle. The record is from RefSeq and is a predicted model, not a curated record.
UUGAUGGUCAUCAAAAUAUUUUCUAAUUUUACCAUGACGACGAGCGGCCCUAUAAAUAAAUGAAACUUUUGAGUUCUCCGCACACUCCACCUAGUCAUUUAAUUAAGUGGAUUGGGAACUUGCAACGGAAUAAUUUUUAAAAUGCGUGAAUGUAUAUCUAUCCAUGUUGGACAAGCCGGGACCCAGAUGGGCAACGCUUGCUGGGAGUUGUAUUGUCUCGAGCAUGGGAUCCAGCCUGACGGUCAGAUGCCGAGUGAUAAGACUUUAGGUGGCGGGGAUGACUCCUUCAAUACCUUCUUCAGUGAGACAGGGGCCGGAAAGCAUGUACCCAGGUGUGUCUUUGUAGAUCUGGAGCCAACGGUUGUUGACGAGAUUCGCACUGGAACCUAUCGUCAACUCUUUCACCCGGAGCAGUUGAUCACCGGUAAGGAAGAUGCUGCUAACAACUACGCCCGUGGUCACUACACAAUUGGGAAAGAACUUGUUGACCUUGUUCUUGACCGGAUCCGGAAGCUGGCCGAUCAGUGCACAGGUCUACAAGGCUUCUUAAUAUUUCAUUCAUUUGGAGGCGGAACGGGAUCUGGAUUCACUUCACUCCUCAUGGAGCGUCUCAGUGUAGAUUAUGGCAAAAAAUCGAAGCUGGAGUUUUCCAUUUACCCAGCGCCGCAGAUUUCGACUGCCGUCGUAGAACCAUACAACUCCAUAUUGACAACACACACAACGUUGGAACAUUCGGACUGCGCCUUUAUGGUCGAUAACGAGGCUAUAUACGAUAUUUGCCGCCGUAACCUUGACAUUGAGAGACCAACAUACACAAAUCUUAACCGUCUGAUUGGACAGAUUGUCUCGUCAAUCACAGCCUCACUCCGGUUUGACGGUGCCCUUAAUGUGGACUUGACAGAAUUCCAGACCAACUUGGUACCAUACCCACGUAUCCACUUCCCGCUCGCCACCUACGCUCCAGUCAUUUCCGCCGAGAAGGCUUACCACGAGCAGCUCUCCGUUGCAGAGGUCACCAACGCUUGCUUCGAACCAGCUAACCAGAUGGUGAAAUGUGACCCACGUCACGGCAAAUACAUGGCCUGCUGCAUGCUGUACCGUGGUGACGUCGUCCCAAAAGACGUCAACGCCGCCAUUGCUACUAUCAAGACUAAGAGAACCAUUCAGUUUGUAGACUGGUGCCCAACUGGUUUCAAAGUUGGCAUCAAUUACCAACCACCAACAGUGGUUCCCGGCGGAGACCUUGCGAAAGUACAACGUGCCGUUUGCAUGUUGAGCAACACAACAGCUAUCGCGGAAGCCUGGGCACGUCUUGACCAUAAAUUUGAUCUUAUGUAUGCGAAAAGAGCAUUUGUCCACUGGUAUGUCGGCGAGGGCAUGGAAGAAGGUGAAUUUUCCGAGGCUCGGGAAGACCUAGCUGCCCUAGAGAAGGACUACGAAGAGGUUGGAGUUGACAGUGUGGAAGGCGAGGAGGAGGAGGACGAAGAGUACUAAAGGAGUAAAUGUAUCACUGAAUGGGCAUGAUGUUGCAUACAUUUCUUAUUUGUUAAGAUAGAUCCUACAGAAGAAUAAACAUUCCCUGUUUAUUGUUCCUGUACUUUUCUACGAUAGCUGUCGCAUAUUAAUAAAUCUCAGACAAAAUAAAAGUUAUAAAACUAUGCUGAACACUCACUAAAGAAACAAAAAAAAUCCUGAAGUUCUGAAGCAAAGAAUGGAUCUAAAAUAGGAAAUUCUAUUGUAAUGCUUUGUCUGCUCUUCAAUGACAUUAAAGUUACUAUUACUAGAUCUAUUAACAUUAUGGAUGUUCUGCUUAUAUUGUUUCAAGUUGGACGUUUGGCUUCGUGUACCCCCGUCUUUAAUGUGAUUUAGCUUUGUUGCAGUAUUGUAACAACGUUCCCCUAUUUUAACGGUUACUUACCUUUACUGUUAUUUACCUACAAAAUUAGGUGACUAAUGACUAAAGUGGCUUUAAGGAGAUACACAUAUGGACAUACUAUAGGUAG